Molecule: messenger RNA, 1527 nt
Organism: Drosophila hydei
Lineage: Eukaryota; Metazoa; Arthropoda; Insecta; Diptera; Drosophilidae
Gene: JMJD4
Product: 2-oxoglutarate and iron-dependent oxygenase JMJD4 homolog
Exons: 2
Coding region: 169-1434 (421 amino acids)
Biological process (GO): protein hydroxylation; positive regulation of translational termination; negative regulation of gene expression
Cellular component (GO): nucleus; cytoplasm
Molecular function (GO): sequence-specific DNA binding; histone H4R3 demethylase activity
Source: RefSeq, a predicted model, not a curated record
CAAAUUUAAAAUUAUGAGUUAUUUGUUUUUUAACAUAUGACAUAUAUUUAUUUAUAUGUAAUACCAAAAAUUCAAUGAGCAAGUGCUGCCCUUCUUCAUGCAUGACCUUGUAACACACUGCAAUCUCAAAUCAUAUUUUGUUUACGUUUUUUGUUUUGUUUUUCUGACAUGGCGUCAGAGAAGGCGGCGCCGGAGCUGUUGGCGCUGCAACCACGACAAAAUCCACAGUCCGAUGUGGAUAAUACCGAUAUACAGAGGCGUCACAGCAAAGAGUUGAGCUACAAUGAAUUCUACUGGCGCUACAUGCACGCCAACUGGCCGGUGAUUAUAACAGAUGUGUCGAACUCGUGGGAGUGCCGCAAUUGGGCGCAAGCCGCAGAGACAGAUAAGGACAAUGAUAAUGAGAACGCCAAUACCCGCAUCCAAAGCCCCAUCAAUUUUGACUACCUCAAGAGCCGCAUUGACGAUCUCGCUGUGCCUGUGGCCGACUGCAAUGCAACAUAUUUCAAUAGCCAUGCCAAGCUGGAGCUGAAGUUCCACGACUUCUUGGAGCGCUGGCAGCGCAGCAUGGAAGUGGAUAAUUCAAACUUACAGACAACGGAGCCCAACUGUAAUCUUGCCAAGGAUAAUCUCUACCUCAAGGACUGGCAUCUGGCUGCACAGCUGCCGGCAUACGAAUUCUACAAAGUUCCCAAGUAUUUCGCCUCCGACUGGCUGAAUGAGCAGCUAAUUGAGCAGAAGCGCGACGAUUAUCGCUUCGUGUACAUGGGACCCAAGGAUUCCUGGACUUCCUUUCACUCGGAUGUUUUCGGGUCCUACAGCUGGUCCACAAACAUUGUGGGCCAUAAGAAGUGGCUCAUACUGCCGCCUGGCGAGGAACUGAAGCUGGCCGAUCGUCUAGCAAAUCUACCAUUUAGCAUAGAUGAGUCGCUGCUGGAGCAGCACAAGGUGCGUUACUUUUCGAUCAAUCAAACUGCCAACGAGGCUGUCUUUGUGCCCAGCGGCUGGUAUCACCAGGUCUGGAAUAUGACGGACACCAUCUCCGUCAACCACAACUGGUUCAAUGCGUGCAACGUGCCGCUGGUGUGGCGUAAUCUGCUUAGCAACUUGCAGGCUGUGCGCCGAGAGAUCGCCGACUGCCAGCAGAUGGACAACUUUGAGGCCCAUUGCCAGACCAUGUUGCGGGCCAGCUUUGGCAUUAACUACCUCGAUUUUAUAGAGCUUUUGGAAUUCAUCGCCAAACGCCGUUCAACAACGACCAACAACAGCCAAUUACUUUUCAAUAGCUACCAAAUGAACGCCUAUCACGUGCAGUACGAUCUCGAGUGUGUGCGCCAGCUGCUCAAGGACAUGCGGCAGGAGCCCAGCGUGCAGCAGUGCCCGGCUCAGCUGCAGGAGCGCUGCGAAAGGCUGUGGCAGCAGCUACAGCAGUAACAGAAAUACAUCGAGCAAAGGCCUUGGCAUAUUUUUUUAUACCAAAGUUGUAUUCAUAUACAAUAGUCAAUAGUAUUUUAUUAUAUUAUAUUU